Molecule: messenger RNA, 13862 nt
Organism: Antechinus flavipes (yellow-footed antechinus)
Lineage: Eukaryota; Metazoa; Chordata; Mammalia; Dasyuromorphia; Dasyuridae
Gene: CFAP54
Product: cilia and flagella associated protein 54
Exons: 68
Coding region: 3859-13731 (3290 amino acids)
Biological process (GO): cilium assembly
Source: RefSeq, a predicted model, not a curated record
UUUGUAACAAGGGGAGGGAUUCUUUGGGCGGAAGGAAGGGGGAGAGAGAGUGAAUGGAUAGUGUUAAAAAUAUGGAAAAUAAAAUAAGAAAAAAAGACUACCAAUUAGGAAGAAAAAAAAGAAAAAGAAGUUCGGAAGGGAGCACAAAAGUUUUAUUAUUUUCUUACUAAAUGUUACCUACAUUUUAAAACAAACUGCACAUUAGCAAAAAUUAAGUUUCAUACACAAUCUUUUUUUGUACAUUUGUAUUCUUAUUAUUGUACAUUUGUAUACUUAUUAUUCUGAGGUUGAUCUGGUGACAAGUUUGUUUCUUGGAAGCAAUGAAAACCUAAAUAUAUAUAGCUAAAUAUACUAACAAAUUAUAUUUAGUUAUUAAUAAUCACUGAAGAUAAGUUAUUGAAUAUUAAUCAGUAAUUGCUCAGGAGAAAUGACAAUAAAGGAGAACUCAUCAGAGAGAACUAGCGCUGAGAAGAAAAUAAGUUUUAUUAAGCACCUACCCCUACUAUGUGUCAGAGGAGCAAUUAGCAUUUAUAUGGUACUUAUUUUAUUUGGUAAACAUUUUUAAAAAAUAUGGUGUUUUAAGGUUUACUAAGUGCUUUUCAAGUCUUUUUGUAGCUAAGUGGCUCCGUGAAUGGAGUCCCAGCACCUGGAAUCAGGAAGCCCCGAGUUUAGAUCUAGUCUUACUAGUUGUAUGACCCUGGGCAAAUCACCUCACCUUGUCUGCCUCAGACUGAAAUGAAAAACCACUCAAGUAUCUUUUCCAGGAAAACCCCGAAUAGCAUUGGACAGGAAGUCAGACAAUUAAACAACAAUAAUACUAUGGCCCAGCUACCGUGAUGAGUAGUCUAGUGAUAACUAUCUCAUUUGAUUCUCAUGACAACCCUGUGAGGUAGGUGCUAUGAUUACUCACAUUUUUUUUAAAAUAAUUUUUUAUUGAUAGAACGCAUGCCAGGGUAAUUUUUUACAGCAUUAUCCCUUGCAUUCAUUUCUGUUCCGAUUUUUCCCCUCCCUCCCCCCCCCACCCCUUCCCCGAGAUGGCAAGAGUCCUUUACAUGUUGAAUGGUUUGCAGUAUAUCCUAGAUACAAUAUAUGUGUGCAGAACCAAACAGUUUUCUUGUUGCACAGGGAGAAUUGAAUUCAGAAGGUAUAAAUAACCCGGGAGGAAAAACAUAAAUGCAAGCAGUUUAUAUUCAUUUCCAGUAUUCUUUCUCUGGGUGUAGCUGCUUCUGCCCAUCUUUGAUCAAUUAAGACUCUCUUUAUCAAAGAGGUCCACUUCCAUCAGAAUACAUCCUCAAACAGUAUCAUUGUUGAGGUAUAUAAUGAUCUCCUGGUUCUGCUCAUUUCACUCAGCAUCAGUUCAUGUAAGUCUCGCCAGUCCUCUCUGUAUUCAUCCUGCUGGUCGUUCCUUACAGAACAAUAAUAUUCCAUAACGUUCAUAUACCACAAUUUACUCAACCAUUCUCCAAUUGAUGGACAUCCUUUCAUUUUCCAGCUUCUAGCCACUACAAACAGGGCUGCCACAAACAUUUUGGCACAUACAGGUCCCUUUCCUUUCUUUAGUAUCUCUUUGGGGUAUAAGCCAAGGAUUACUCACAUUUUACAGCUGAGUUAAACUGAGGCAGACAGAUGUUGAGGGUCUAGGUCUGAAUCUUGCCUGGGCAAGAUGGGGCAAAUCACUUUCCUCAUCCAUAAUGAUAUCGGACUGUAUAAAUUCCAAGUUCUUUUGUGAUUUUAAGGACACUGUGGUUUUAGGUCAGUCUAUAUUCUCUCCAUUUUAAGACUUGGAGCAUCUGGCCUUUUUAUCACCUAGGAAAUAUGGGGGAGGUGGAGAAAAGAAGCAAAGGCAGACUCCUUCCAUCUCCUUCACUAUAGGCUUUGUCAAUGAGGGAACAAUGAAAUGAAAUAAUGUUUUCAAAAAAAAAUAAUUAAUGCGUUCUCCUGCUAUUUGAAAUUCAAUAUUCAAGGCACGACAUGCAUGGAGUUAAUAACAGCUUUAAACCAAUUUUAUCUAAUUUUGCUUAGAAGAGACUUAGAAGCUUCCUGGGCAGCCCGAGGUUGAGAAACACAAGUGGAACAGACAGGGGAGUCAAGUUGGGGUCCUCAGGUGUAGUGAGGAUCGAGAAUAUGACAUCAUGACAUCCUAGAUUUGGGAUUGAAAAAUCAUCUAAUUCAAAGCUUCUUAAAUUGUGGUCAUAUAACUAAAUGUGGGGAUUGUGAAACUAUGAUUUAUUAUCAGUAAAUGUUUGAUAUUUAUUCCUAUAUUGUAUUGUGUAAAAAUUUCUUGGGUUAAAAGUGGAAAAAGUUUAAGAAGCCUUGCUCUAGUUUACCAAAUCUAGUUUACCAAAACUGUAGGUUUGUCCACUCAUGUAAAUAGUCAAUGGUAGAGCUAAGAUCCCAGCUCAAGUCUCUCGACUAGAAAUUCAGCAGCCUCUUCCUUUUAGUGGCACCCUGGCACAUUGGCAAAUUUAUGUCUUGUUUCACCUCACCUCUCCCAGUCCCCGAUGAAGUCCUUCCUUUGUUUCAAAACCCAACUCAAAGAUUACCUCUUUCAUAAAGGCUUCCAGGAUCCUUACCAUUGUGAUACUUACCAUCAUCCCUCCUUCCUCAAACUUCUAGCUUGUUUUAGACCCCUCGAACUAAUUUCAGUUUUUCUCCUUUCAUAAUUAUUUGUAUACAUAAAAUACCAUUGCUCCAAUUAGAUUGCAAAAGCCUUGAAAAUGGGGACAUACAAUUUUCUAUGUAUCCUCAGGCUUAAGGGAUUUGUACUUGUCCAGAAGCUUAAUGCUUGAAUUGAAUUGUCUCCAUUCAUUUAUGCAUUUUUACAAUUAUGUAAUAUGUAAUGAAAUGCAAUAAUGUAAUACUUUGAUAAUGUAUCGUAUAAUGUAAUGCUUUAAUUGGCAGUUAGAUGCUUGAUACAUGGCAGAUGUGUGAUAAAUGUGAGUCCCCUUUCAUUCUUCUUAAAGUAUGACUCUGAGCAAGGGGAUACCAGGAGACUUCUUCAGGGAGUCAGCUCACAACUAUUUCAUAAUGAUAUUAAAAUGUUUUCAUUUCUAAUAUAUGUCUGUCUAUAUAAAAAUAUAUCUCUCUUUGGAUAUAUCUAUAUAUCUAAUAUAAAUGUAAUCCACAUAUACAAGAGUUCUUUGGGUUAUAUCCUCAAUAUUUCUAAAUGUAAAAUUAAGACCAAAAAUUUUGAUUAUUAAUGUAAUGAAAAAAUGCUGCAAAAAAACUGGCGAUAUAGGGUCAGAUUCUCAUCUUUCUUAGUUUUCUCACCUGCUAAAUACUCUCGUCCUAGUAAUCUUAUACAAGGUUGUAAGCCUUAUCCUAGUAAUCACAGGGUUGUGAAUUCCAAUGAAAUUAUGUCUGUAAUUUAGUUUAGCUGUGUCUGACUCUUUAUGUUUAACCUCAUUUGGGAUUUUCUUGGCAAAGAUACUUGGUCAUUUCCUUCUCCGGCUCAUUUUACAGGUGGGGAAACUGAGACAAACAUAGUUCAUCGGCUUGCCCAAGAUCACACAGUUAAUGUCUCAAGGUGCAUUUGAACCCCAGGCUCAGUGUUCUAUCCACUGCUCCAUUUAUUUCCCACUAUUAUGUAUGUAAAGUGCUUUUCAAACUACUAAUUAUUAUUGUUAAGUGGAGGUAGAAUGUAUUAGUGAUGGCAAUUUUCUAAGUUGUUUUAAAUGUUCUAAAAUACGGUGACUAAUAUAAUUAUUAUAAUAUGAAUAUAAUAUACAUUACGGUUAUAUUGUAUUGAUAAAAUAGUAUAAGAGGAUUAGAUUAGAUGGCUCCUAAGGUCCCUGCUAGAUCGAAACCAGUCCUUGGGGGGAUGCAUCCAAGAUUCCCGGUUCCACCAGCCCGGGAUGGAUGGGAGAAGGCCGCGCAGCAAUCCUCAGCGAGGGGCUCACCCUACCCCACAUUCUCCCGGGCGCCGCUCCUGAUAGGCUACUGGUUGCUAGGAGACCGUCUCCCCGCAACCGACCGCGUCCCCUCAGAGCAGGCGUCCACCCUGUCGGUGAGCCCACGGAUACUCUAGCAGUCAUGGAUACUCUAAAAGUCCCGGACGAUUGGACCUCGACCUCAACCUCAACCUCGAGCAGUAUCUCCCCAACCUCGUCUUCCGGCGGCUCGUGGUCGGACUCGUCCCCAAGCCGCAGCGUGUCGCCGGUGUUAAAAGUGAGCAUGCCCACCGUGUACCCUAUCUUAGAGUCGGAGAAUCUCGCAAGCUACAGGAGCCCGCCCCCGGAGAGCGACCAGGCGGAGGCCUCGGCCCCGCCCGAGCCCACCUUGCCAACCCCCAAGCAGCGCAAGGCCGCCACCGAGACUCCCACGCUGCUGUCCAUCACGCGGCCGCUGCCCAUCCGGGCGCUGCUGAAGCGCUACCUGGAACGCCAGGAGUACUUGGAGUACGAAGGUGGCACCCUGCCGCCCUCGCCGCCCAGGGCCAGCUACAUCACCGAACUGCCCGCAGCCUCCUUCUACGGGCCCCUGGACGCCAAGAACCCGGUGCUCCUCUCCUUCGAGAAGGAGGUGCAAGGCGUGCUGGGUUUCCUGCGCAGGAAGCUGGACAAGGACUCCACCCUCCAGGAACGGCAGAACUUUCAGCACCGCAGUGCCAACACCCUGUUCAAAAUCUGGAACAAGUAUAAGUCCCGCCUGCCGUCUGACUACUACUACGAGCAACUUUUGAAGGUUGGAGACAGCCUCGUUAAAAUAGAGGAAUACAAACUGGCCUUGUCACAGUGCUAUAGAAGGUAUCUUUGCCGGUUCGACUGCCCUAUUGAAGAAGACAUGGAUGUUAGUCAAUUCAAAAGCAGCUUUUUUCCCAAAGACCUGGAAGACCCGAGUUCCAAACUAACAUUUCGUGCUUUAGAAGGGAAAUGCAUGUGCCUUUACCAUGUGAUCUGUGCCAACGAUCCCCAUUUUGGGAAUGAGCUGAGUGUGAAUCAGUGCUUUGACAUAUUGUCGACUUGGCGACUCAUCAUGCAAGUGGCCCUCCCCUUCGAGAAACUCUGCUGGAUCGUCUACAAUGGUACAAUUCAUAUAUAUAAGAUUUGCAGGAAGUUGAUGGUUAUUGGACUGUCUGCAAAGGCCUUGGAAUACUUGCUCUGGGCAAGUAUCUCUAUGGAAUCCUCCACACCCCUCUUGGGGAUUAGAUAUCUGACUUGGAGAGCUACCCUUUACACCGCUGUUUCCCAGUGCUACUAUGACUGCCAAAGUGGAGCUCAAGGAGAGAUAUUUGCUCGGCGAGGCCUGGGAAAAAUUGAUGAAUUAUUGCACUUACAAGUAAUAAGCCUCACACCACCACGGCAAGAAGCAAAAAGAUGCUUUAGAGAGGCCACCAUAAAGAUGGCAGUGAUGAUCUUCAAGAGAGCAGUAUUUGAACCUCGAAGAAAGACCAAGUCUUUCAUAAGGACGAAACCAAGAAUUAACUUACGGGAAAUACAGAAUCUGCAAUGGCCACGCACUACCACAGAAAAGUUAUUGACUGAGAUGUUCGACAGCACCUCGGCCCAAUUUCUGGCUGUCUUGGAAGCUAUUACAGAACCGAGAAGGCGAGUGCUGCAAACCGGGCCGCCCAUCUCAGAGGAGCUGGAGAUCCGGGAAGUCUAUGCCGAGCUCUUCAUGGCAGGAGGCGAGCUCUUCUCAGAUAUAAGUGGUGGUCCCAUAGUCUGUGGGAAGUAUGACUUUUUCAGAACAAUCUAUUCAAAUUCUACUCAACUGAAACUCGUCGUUGAGGGGAAAGAUGGAGUUUCUAUAGCCGCUGCGGGGAAAAUGAUAAAAUUAUCUUUCACCUAUGAGGAAUGGAAUUUAUUUAAUUGUACUGCUGUUCAGUUUAUCAAAUUCCUCCAGAGUCGAAAGGAUCCUGCUUCGAAGAAAAUGGAGAUGGAGUUAAGGCUUCUGGCUGCGAUGGAGCCCUUGAUCAAUGUAAAGAGAAAUAAAGGCUUGGCCUUCAGUGGGGAAGGAGGCAGCAGCGCCACGGAAGGUGUUCGAGGUGGGACGAAAAAGAUCGCUUUUCAGGAGUCUCACUUGUUGUCUGGAAGCUAUUCUGAUGAUAUUUUCCACUUGGGAUCAAUGCUAUAUUCCUUCACUUGUUCAUCUAAUGAGCAAGUUCAACCUGAUAAUGAGAUCAUUGUUGAUCUGAUUAUGUUCCUGUGGCAGAAAUGCAAAAUGGGAAUCCAGCGAAUCUAUUCGUUUAAAAUGGACUAUUACAAGUUUGUCCAGAAAGUCAAAGCUAGCAAGUGGGUUCAUCUGCUUUGGCAGAUAAAUGAAAUGAUUCAUAUUUGUCACUUGGAAUAUCUCAACCCUGUGAUUGUGGCUGAAGUUGCAUUAAGACUAAGUGAAAUAUUGGAGUCUUUAGGAAAUCCAGCAAAAAAAUUUAAAAAAUGUUCAGGCUUAGGAAACAAAAAUUAUUUUGACCAAAACUUCUUCCAAAAAGGUUGUUCUGAUAUUCUUCAAAUAUUAAAGAAAACACCUGAAGAGCAAUUACUUUUGGCUUAUGAGGUUCUCGGCCAAGCCAUUACGAUGAUAGGGUUGUCUCGUUCAAGAACUACAUUGCUCAAUGGAACAUCAGUAUAUGAUCAUUGUUAUACCAAUGUUAUCCCUCCAACAGAAGAAAAAAUUGACAAGCCACUUACAGCCAAUAGUUUCAUCAUGGACUUGCAACUGGAGAUCAUUAUGACUCAGCAUCAGAUCGCUGUUGCACUUCUUGACCAACUUAAAGCUUGGGACACUCCUCUCCAGAAAACUGUCUCUUCCAAAGAAGCUCAAAGUUCACAAGGGUCUACCACCACUAGUUAUUUCACAGAAUCAUAUGUACUGGGAAAAAUCAACAAGAAUCGGCUCUCUAAAGCAAGUUACUUGAUGCAGAAAGCUCUGCUAUUAUUUGAGAAAGAUCCCCACCAGGAUCCCAAAUUACUAGAGGAAGCAUUGUCCUUAAUUAAGAAGACUGAAUCAGAGCAAAGUGCUUUGUACUCAUAUCAGAAAGAUGCAGAGGAUGCUAAAAUACCCAGUGGCAAAGUUCCUUCUCCUCCCAUACUGCUAUCUAGAACUCAUUGUUCAGUGACAUUUAAACCUGCUCCAUUUAUUUCCGACAAAAAGGUUUUUUGGUAUGCCAUUUUCGGAUGUCCAGUGGGACCGUGUAUUGGAAAAGUAAGACUGAACAACCAUCUUCUUGCAAACUCUGGACAACCAGUACCAGCUAAUGAAAAAACCCUUUUAAAAAUUGUUGGUUUAGAGCCUAAUGAAAAAUACAUAUUUGCAGUUGCUGCUUAUGGCUAUAAUGGAGAACUAGUAGGCAAAGCAAUUGGAGAGACGUCUAAGCCAAUUCUGGUUUACAUGCCACUUUCUACUAUUACUACUCGCUUAUAUUUGACUGAGGUUGCCUAUCAAAUUGGUAAAUAUUCAUUGGCCAAGAAAGCCUUUGCACCAGUUUGGGAUUAUUUUGUCUAUACUUCUCCAACAAAUUUAUCCAUUAUUUCUUUAAACAGCGCAUUAACUAUUAUACCAUACAGGUUACGUACAGAUGUCUUGUCAGAGUCUUCAACAUUUCUUUUAUACCAUUUCCUGAGAUGUAUUUUUGUAACAAGUAACAUUAAUAUUGUGGAGCAAAAGCUUUUCUGUGAUACUGUUAAGGGAAAUGAUGUUUUCACCUGUCAACAAGCUUCCAGAAUAGCUGAAUGUCAGAGAAUGCUAGUGGCAAUUGAACUUAGUACCUAUUUAAAUGAUUUGAAUUAUUCCCUACAAGCCGUUGUUCAGUGCUAUGGUCUCCUGGCCCCUCUAAUCUUUCACAACAUUGUUCUGGUACCAAUAGUCCAGAUUCUAAUCAAGUGUUUGGUAGUUUUGCAAGAAAUCCCAAAUAUUAGCAUUCACAAGAGACAAAUGGGAAAUUUUGAUAGUAUCCAGCAUAUGAUCGCAUGUUCUGUUUAUUACACGACGAAGGUGCUGCGUUCAUGGAAGGAAUUUGACCUUGCAGUGAUAAUUAUAAAUUUUGGGAAAAAGCUGCUAGAUACCACACAAGGGUUAUUUUCAAAUGUCACUAAACCUUCCUUUAGUGAUGAUGAACAAGAAGAAAUGUUAGAGGAGGGCAUCUCUGUCAAGAAAGUGAAGAAAUCCAAAGCACACAUCGUCAUGUUGGACAAAAUCAGUGAGCAACUCAAUCUCAUGGAAGCACAGCUACUCAAAUUGACAAAACAAUAUCCGUUUGUUGAACUCACAGGAGCAGAAGAUCCCCUUUUUCUCUACCCUAUAAUUUUAACUUGGACACUCAGAAGUGCCAUGAGAGAAGUAAUGAAAUUCAAGAAUAAACCUCGUUUUCUGGAAUUCUUUGUUCAAGUCAUGACAAAAUGUCUUCAUGAAGAGAAAUUUCACUAUGUGGUGGAGAUGGCAUAUACUGUUCAAAACUAUCUAAAAAGGAGAAACGAAAGCUUUCUUGGAAUAAAGAAAGCUGCAACUGCAGAAAGUACUACAACUCAUGAAGACCAUAAAAAGUACAAGGCAGCUGCCAUGGAAAUUCAAAAAUCCACAGAUUUACACCUUGUGAAGCCAAAAACUAAUAAAAAAGAUGUUCUACGAGAUUAUUUUACCAAGCACCACUCAUUGUUAGGAAUGUCAGAAACGGAAAAAUUUAAGAGAGUUGAUGUUAAAAAAUUGGCUUUAAAAAUCCUGUCGGAGUUCUUGUCCCCCAAAACGGUUUCCUAUAUAAAAAGAAAAAGAUUGCAUCAAUUAUUUAUUGAGGAGUUACCCUGGAGAGCUCAGAUGAACAUACAUUUGGCACAUGCUCAUUUCAGCUUAUUCAAAAUCAAACUCAUAGAGCGUAAGAAGAUUAAAGUUUACAAUUCACAAAAUAUGAUGAGCUUUCGAACUUUAGACCCUGAUACAUUCUUACUCUACAAUUCUGGAGCGCUGUUGGCGGAGGAAAAUGUUAAUACGGAAAAUUACAAAGCAAUGCUUGAAUUCCUGCUUUCAAGCAAAAUAAGAAAGACCAACAUGUCAGAUGUUGAUGAAUUUUCUUAUAGCAGCUCCAAAAUGAGUGAAGGAGAAAGCCCCAAAGUAGUGGUUUCAACUGAAGUAGAAACUAAUCCUAAAGAUCGAACAGGAAAUUUUGGAGUCUUGGACAAUUUUAUCAGAACCUUUAUGCAUUGCAAAAGAGCAGUGGUUCUUGCUCAUCGUGGUGGUUAUUGGACCUUACUUCAGAAUGCCUCCCGGAUUCUUUGGAACUACACCUUGGAAAUACAGAUGCUCUUUCAACAGACACAUGCUUUCUCGAGAUCAUUUCCUAUCAGCAAGGAUGCUCUCUUAUGCACAUUUGUGUUGCCAUAUUAUUUGACAGCAGAAGCCCUCCUUGACAUGCUGGUAGACCUGCAGCAGAGCAAAUCUAUUAAGAUUUUGGAUGACAAUAAAGAUUUCGGUGUUCCAAGUGUUUAUGGAAGCAUUGAAGAUGAUAAUGGGGGCUUUAACCUGACUUUUGAAGAUCCUUUUGAUGAUACGAAUGUGGUUGAUUUGAAGUAUAUUUCUAACUUCAUCUUUAAAACUUUGGAAAUUUUGUACAGAGUGGGAAAAUGGGAAUCACUAGCACAUAUUGCCCUCUAUUUCAACGAAAUUACACAUGAGAGGUAUACCGAACAGGUGACACCAUUGUUAGUCUAUGCUCAGAGAAACCUUUUGGAGAGAAUCAAGAAAUUCAGUGGCCAAGAUACGAUCAAGAUAGAAAAUGAGAUUGAGGACAAGAUAAACCUCCGCCAUAUUAUUGGUAAACAGCCCCAUCCUGCUUUUCAGCCUAAUGAAGCAGGAUGGCGUGAAGGCUUUAUUGAUUUUGACCAAGGUAGAGUUCAUUCAGAGAUGUAUAAAGCAAACAGACUAGUGUCGGUGCCCUUGAAUGUGAAAGAAACUUUGAGGUACUUUAGAGAAACUUUGGGGAGAUCUAAGCACUGCAACAGGUCUCUGAGAUAUAGCAGAAAACUGCUUGCUUUGUUCCUGGCCCACACACAAGAAAACAGUGGAGGGAUAAACAAUCCCAAGUUCUUUUAUGGAAAAGUGGAAUUUGAUGUUGGAGUUGAAGAGAUAUAUUUGCCGACACCCCCUGACCUUUCCACUGAAAAGUUUGCUCUUUCUACUAGAGUGGAGAGCAAGAAGCUUUCUCCUUCACAAUUUCAACUUGUUAUAGCUUCUUAUGAGAAAACUAUUGAUACUCUUGAAAUCAGCAAUCAAACAGAUCUCAAGAUACAGGCAUUACAUGAGCUUGGAAAUCUUCACAUCUAUGCAGAAAACAGAAGGGCAGCUUAUAAAUGCUGGAGCCAAGCCCUUGAUGCCAUCCUCAAAAAACCAGAUGUUCUCCAUACAUGGAAAAAGUUGGCCAACCCCCCCAAAACCCCUCUUGAUAUGGUCAUGGAUGCAAACUUCAUCGGUUACAGUGAGGAAUUUCUGUUGAAAGCUGGUGUUUGGGGAUGCUUGCUGGGAGGGAUUAUAGCAGCAAAAAUGGCACAAUACAUUUUGAUAUCAAACGUGAAUGAGAGGACAGAAUGCUGCAUUUUUGCUUCCUUUUUUUUUAAGGGUCUGCUUAAAACCUCUCUAAUAUAUCCCAAGUAUGACCAUGAGUAUGCCCAGUAUGAAAUUAGCCAGCUCACUCCGGGCCUGGAUCUUUUUUGCGACCAUCACAGAGUAAAUGUGAACAUGGUCCUCAGCAGUCUAAUUUAUCUCAGUUAUGAGCUCCAUUCUGUUAACCAGAACCUUAUCAUUCUACCGCUCCUUUCAUUAUACCAAUAUUUUGUCUCAGAAGUUUGCCAAGAUGUAUGUAAAUGCAUGGAUAUAAAGCUUCUUAAGAUCGAUGUCCUUAUUGACUUAGGAUUCUUUUCUGAAGCUUAUAAUGAAAUAUAUAAUUUUUGUCCUGGAAAAAGCAGCUUUUAUACCACCUUUACAGGUUCCAAAAGUUUGGGGAAAGCUAAGCCAGUCCCACAGCCAUUUGAAACAGGAAAAAAUUAUAUGUCCAAAGGAAAUAUACAGGCCCUGGAAGAGUUAUUGAAUCGAGGCCACCCCGGAUGUGCAACUACACUCUGCCAUCCAGCCUUAAACUAUAAGUAUACUUUGGUCAAAAUGCGCUUUUUCAUCAGUCUGGCAGAAAGAAUAAAUUGCCUGCCAGAAAGUGAUGUGAAAUCAUUCUUCCAAGAUGGUUCCGAAAGAAGCAAAAUCCACAUCAUGUUAAAUAAAGAAAAUGCAAAAGACGAACCUAUGUCAUUCGUUACUCUGACCAAAGCCAAAGAGGAUUUGACUCCAAGUAAACUAAAGGGAAUUUUACUUACAGAAGCUGAAGAAAAGCUUCUCAUGCUGAUAGAAAAUGCAGAGUCAACCAUCCACAAGAGGGUAAUUCAGUUUAACCCAGUAGAAUUAGAGAUCAUGAUUGAGGUCAAGCUACAGCUAGCCGCAAUUGCAUUGCAGAGGCAGCAAGCGCCAUUCAGCACUUCAAUAGCUUUUACUGCAAUUAAAAGUCUUCAGAAUGCAGAAAUUUUUCGAAAGACAAAAGAAGAAGUUUAUAAGUGCCAGGAUGAACUUGAUGCCCUGGAGCCUCUUGGGAUGACGGCCCGAGAACAUCUGAACAUCCACCUGUGGCUGAGGUGCCGUCUGGCCUUGCUGAGGGCCUCUGUGGCACAUAUCCGCGGCAUGGGGGUCAUGAAAGAAAAUGACGUGACUGACAGUAGAAUUCUGAUAAAUGAAGUGCUCACAGAGACACAGGAUUGGAACGACACUGAGAUGCAGGCGGAGGUUCUUGUGCAGGCUGUCAAACUCGAUCUACAAGAAAGAUACUCUGCAGCUGAGAUCAUAAAGAAUCUGCAGGACAUAAUACAUUUACUUCAAGGAAAACCUUUUGUUUCUCCUCGAGGCAUAAUAAUACUUAUAAAGAGCCUGGUCUUGAUGGAUGAUUUAAUGAAAAUUGAGGAGCCUCAGAAAUAUCUCUCUCCUGGAAAUGAAAAUUUUACUUUGUUAAAUCAGGCUCAUGAACUUAUUAUUGAACAGGUUCUAUUUUUGGGAGAGAUGAUUAAAUUGGCUUCUUCAGACUCUGAAUAUUCAAAUAUCGUUUACCCUUUGAAAAACAUUUUUAUUCCACAUAUCCAUUUAAUGGCAAAAGUAAAUAUGAGAAUUGCUCAUAUGUUAGCCAAGCAAACAGCUUCCUCCCAAGAAAGAGAUCCUUCUAAAUGGUUACCUAUCAUUCAUCUUUUUGAGAUAGCAUUGCUUCAUUGUAGGACAGCCGCAAUAGAAGGUGAAUUGGAAGCUGAAAUUCUUUUUGAAAAAGGCAAAUUAGAACGUCAGCUAUUUAUGGCAGAUGAAACAAGGCCUAUAUCCUAUGACCUCUUUGAUGCUAUAAAAACAAGUCUGAAAAAUGAUCAAAAUUCAGGGUUGAUAAGGAAAUCCUACCUGGAAAUAGCCUUGUUAUAUUUUCAUUUGGGGAAUCUUAAGCAGUCCUUUUUAAAAAAUAAGGUUUCUUUUCAAAGCCAAAUGCCAGUAAAGGAAACAGUAACAGAGAAAAAUGAUGUGUACCUGAUAUUGUCCUGGAUAGCAAUCCGAGCUGCUUCACAGGUCAGUGAAGCUACAAUAAUUGCUCAGAAGCUAAUUGGACAGAAGAGAAUGUUGGACAAAAUUAAAAUGGUCUUCCACCAGAAUAUCCCAGAAUUUGCUGUUGUGGACCUCAUUUCUACAUAUAUAGAUUAUUUGACUGCUAGCUUUAAAGCUGUCUUCAAGUCCCCCUUUCCCUCUCCGAACCACUCUGACACCAUUCUGGACACUUCUGUUUUGGAACAAGAAUUUGAAACCACUGAGAGUGAAGAACCUGAAGAACAGAAGCCAGACAUCUCCUGGGUCCACCUGGUCCGUUACUAUACUCACCUGCUAAGAAUUAACAAUAUGAAUACCCUUCUUGCUUCUCCAAAGCCAGUUUUCUUGGCCGAUGAAAUAUUCUACACUUCCAUUUUCAAUGAAGAUCUGGUUUUACGUCAGAAAGAAAUGCACAAUUUCCUCAAAAAAUUCUUAAGUCUUUUUAUUGCAGCCUGUAUCGAGCCAUUUCCAAAAGAUCUUGCCGCUGUAGAAAGAGCAUUAAAUAUCGAAAAACCCCAAUAUAGGCAAUCCCUUAAGGUGGGUCAAGAAAUAUCUGUGCUAGUAGAAAAAUUUGCAUCCUCUAAGACGGCAAUUCCAACAGAGUCUAUAGUGGAUUUUUCUUUAUAUACUGUAAGCAAAGACCUUUGCUUUCAGUGGUACCUGCCCCCUCUAGAAAAACCUCCAAAAGAAACAGAACCUAUGAUAAUAUUACUAUACGCUUUUAACACCAAACCAGUCAAGAUUGUUGAUGCCUUUGACUUCAGUUCCAGCUCUCUAUAUUCUGGAUUUUUCUGGCUUCCUCUGAAGAAAGUUAUGGACUUACAUGACAAACUCUCUAACCUCAGGCAAAAAGCUGAAAUAUUGUUGUAUACGUAUCCAUUGUCUCCAGACAAACCCCUCACUUUGGCACAAAUCACUCCAGAUGUCCCGGAAAAUAUCUUACUCACUAAAGAAAUGAAGGAUAUAUUUUUUGAGUGUUGCAGUGAAAUAGAAUUCCUACUUUUGAGACGUGAAGGUUUAUCCCUACAAAAUGAGAUGCCAUCUGAGGCAACUUUGUCCACCGUAAUGAAGCUGGAGAUGCUUUUUGAUCCCUCUAACGGCUGUGUCUUAAAGUCAGAAGACAUUUUCAAGUGGAUUACAGCUCUUCUGAAAUAAGCACUCUUUAUAUUGCAAUCUUUACAAGGACGGAGGAAAUUCAAUAGUGUUUUGUUCCAAAUUAGCUUAAAAUUAUGGUUAUUAUGGUUUUGCUAUUUUAAAAAAACAAAAUAAAGGGUGUCUUCCCUUUU